Chroicocephalus ridibundus (black-headed gull) is the source of this 5116-nucleotide messenger RNA. RefSeq names its product mannosidase alpha class 1A member 1 (gene MAN1A1). The record is from RefSeq and is a predicted model, not a curated record. Gene Ontology annotation, biological process: mannose trimming involved in glycoprotein ERAD pathway; carbohydrate metabolic process. NCBI's taxonomy places the organism in Eukaryota, Metazoa, Chordata, Aves, Charadriiformes, Laridae. The transcript is spliced from 12 exons. Bases 277 to 2223 code for a protein of 648 amino acids. Gene Ontology annotation, molecular function: calcium ion binding; mannosyl-oligosaccharide 1,2-alpha-mannosidase activity. Gene Ontology annotation, cellular component: Golgi membrane; endoplasmic reticulum; extracellular exosome.
GGCGGAGCGGGGAGCGGCACGAGCGGCACCCGCGGCGGCGGCCCGGCAGCAUGGGCUGGAGCUGACAGCGCCCGCCCCGCAGACGCCGAGCGCUGCCGGCGGCGAAGGGAAAAGUUGCCGCGUCCGCCCGGGGAAAACUUUCUGCCGCCGACGCGGGGAGGAGGCGGAGGCGAGGAGGAGGAGGAGGCGGCGGCGGCGGCGAGAGCCGUCCGGUGCGGUGCGGUCCCUGCGCGGCGGCGGGGCGCGCUGCGCCGCUGGUGAGGCGGCGCGGGGGCCAUGCCCGCCGCUAGCCUGCUGCCGCUCUUCGGUAGCGCGGCGGGGCCGGGGGCGCUGGGCGGCCCCGCGGGCGGCGGGGCGGGCGGCGGUGGCAGGAAGGCGGCGGGCCCCGGCGCGUUCCGGCUGACGGAGAAGUUCGUGCUGCUGCUGGUGUUCAGCGCCUUCAUCACCCUCUGCUUCGGGGCCAUCUUCUUCCUGCCCGACUCCUCCAAGCUCCUUAGCGGCGUCUUCUUCCACUCGGCCGCCCUGCAGCCGCCGCCGCCGCCGCCCGGCGGGCAGCCCCGCGCCCCACCGCAGCCCGGGGGCGGCCCGGCGGCGGCGGCCGCGGGCGGGGCGGGCAGCCUGGAGCGGAUCCGCGCCGACCACGAGCGGGCUCUGCGGGAGGCUAAGGAGACGCUGCAGAAGCUGCCCGAGGAGAUCCGCAGGGACAUCCGCCAGGACAAGGAGAAACUUCUGCAGGACGCCCGCGGCAGGAAGGAGGCGGGCGCCCCUGGGUUGCCCCAGCGCCUCUUCCGCCAGCCCGUCGGUGCUGUGGGGCAGGAGCCCGCCGACCCCGCCGUCCGGCAGAGGAGGGACAAAAUCAAAGAGAUGAUGAAACAUGCCUGGGAUAAUUAUAAGCGUUACGCAUGGGGAUUAAAUGAACUGAAACCCAUAUCUAAGCAAGGACAUUCAAGCAAUUUAUUUGGUAACAUUCAAGGAGCAACAAUAGUGGAUGCCCUUGAUACACUAUACAUCAUGGAAAUGAAAGAGGAAUUCAAGGAAGCCAAGGAGUGGGUUGAAAAAAACUUAGAUUUCAAUGUGAACGCUGAAAUUUCAGUAUUUGAAGUGAACAUCCGUUUUGUCGGUGGACUCCUUUCAGCUUACUAUCUUUCAGGAGAAGAGGUUUUCCGAAAAAAGGCAGUGGAGCUUGGAGAGAAAUUACUACCUGCUUUCAACACUCCCACUGGGAUACCUUGGGCAUUGCUUAAUAUUAAGAGUGGAAUCGGUCGAAAUUGGCCAUGGGCCUCUGGCGGCAGCAGCAUUUUGGCAGAAUUUGGGACUUUGCAUCUGGAGUUCGUACACUUGAGCCACCUGUCUGGAAACCCUGUCUUUGCUGAAAAGGUAAUGAAUAUUCGAAAAGUUCUAAAUCGACUGGAUAAACCAGAGGGCCUUUACCCCAACUAUCUGAAUCCUAGCAGCGGCCAAUGGGGCCAGCAUCACGUCUCCAUUGGAGGGCUUGGGGAUAGCUUUUAUGAAUAUUUGCUCAAGGCAUGGCUGAUGUCGGACAAGACAGAUGAAGAAGGCAAGAAAAUGUAUUAUGAAGCUGUUCAGGCCAUAGAGACCCACCUCAUUCGCAAAUCAAGCGGGGGGCUGACAUACAUCGCUGAGUGGAAGGGCGGGCUGCUCGAACACAAGAUGGGGCAUCUCACUUGUUUUGCUGGAGGCAUGUUUGGUCUUGGAGCAGACGGGGCACCGAACGACAAGACGGGCCAUCACAUCGAGCUUGGUGCUGAAAUCGCUAGGACGUGCCACGAAUCCUACGAUCGUACGAGCAUGAAACUGGGACCAGAAGCCUUCAGAUUUGAUGGUGGUGUUGAGGCCAUCGCAACAAGACAAAAUGAAAAAUACUACAUCCUACGACCGGAAGUCAUAGAGACCUACAUGUACAUGUGGCGGCUCACUCACGACCCAAAGUACAGGCAGUGGGGAUGGGAAGCUGUAGAGGCACUGGAAAAACAUUGCCGAGUAGAUGGUGGCUAUUCUGGCAUUAGAGAUGUUUAUAACAAUCAUGAAAGCCAUGAUGAUGUGCAGCAAAGUUUCUUCCUUUCAGAGACACUCAAGUACUUGUAUUUGCUGUUUUCUGAAGAUGACCUUCUUCCAUUCGAACACUGGGUCUUCAACACAGAGGCGCAUCCUCUCCCUGUUCUUCACAAAGAUGAUGGGAAUAAAGAAGAAAACCAGAAAUAGAUGAAGAUUAAGUUAUACUUGUUUCAUUCCUUCUGUUUCUUUCCAGAACUUGGGCACAUGAUUUGGUUUUAAGUUCCUGAGUUAAAUUUUUAAAUCAAGUGUUUUGCAGUCUGUUUUCUUUAACAGUAAAUAUUUAUGAAUGGAGCCCAACUGAUUAUGAUAAAACUUCCUUCCUCUUAUCCAGCUGAACCACUUCUUUGAAAAGAAAUAGGACAUGUCCCCAGAUUUUGUUAGGCUGCAGUGUCAUCUUGGCCAAAAAGAGCAACGGGUCUGCAUGUUACUUGUUUCCUGUUAUACUUUUAAUUUGACUGCAAAAUUCUUUUCUCCUCUGUGAGGAGAUGUCUGCUUUAAGCUGUAAUAUUUUGCCAUGUUGCAAAAAGCCAUAUUGAAUUAAGUAUAAAGAGCUUUUUUUCUUCUUUUUGUUCUAUGUUAAUUUGUUUUGUGUGUCAUCCAAGACAAAUCUUGUGACUGUGACAGCCUCUUCUUAUGCGGGUCUAUCAUUACUUGGUAAAGUAUCUGAUGUCUUUCAUUGUCAAUGAAGUCUACAUAGGAAUAUUUUCAUCUCAUGCAAACACAACUCUGAAACUGCAGUAUACGUUGAAGUUAGUCUAAACUUAGUUUUUAUGAAUUUAGCACAUUAGUUAGCAGACCUUAGUUUUUCAGGUUUUGAUUAGACUAUUGUAAUAGAAUAGAAUAAACUGUUUCCUCCCUUUUCUAAGUGGUGUUAUUCUCAUUUCUUUAGUCAGGCUAAUACAGAGUAAAAGAAGAUAGUCAUUUCAUAUUAAGAAAGGGAGUCUUACCUUCUUUAUGUAUUUAGUCCAGUAGCUUUCAUUUGGUUGGAUGGUAAGAAGACAAAAAAAAUACUCGAUGACAUUUUCCUGGAAGCUGAGAAUUAUAUCAGAGCCAAUUUGUUUGGUUUCCUGGGACUUUCUCAAACAUUCAGAUAGGUUCAGACUUGACACCAGACUUGAUAGUUUCUUGUCACAAAGCAAUUUGAUGUGUCUACAUGAAUAAAAUUAGAUGUUCAGAUGCCUUGAAGAAAACUUGUCUCCUUAAAAAGAGGAUAAUCAUUCAGAAAGGAAAUUAUCCAGUGUAGAACUAAAUCUCUGAAAGCACCAAGUCUGUCUUCUCUAAAUCACAGAAAUGCAGCGUGCUUAAAAUUAUUCCCUAGAUUAGAGGCCUGGUUUACUAAGAAAGGUAACAGCUUUGCCAAAAAUGUUUUACUUUGUAGCAUCACCAAAGGGAAAAAAAUUAGGCACAAUUAAUUCCUGUUUCUACUUAAGUGUAGUUUGGAGUGGUUUACAUGAUUACUAAGUCUACCUAUGUUUUCAUUUCAUGACAGGAUGAUUUUCGUAUAUUUUGAGUAGGGUGUAACACCUGGCUUCCCGUUCAGAGAAAGCACAUUAUUCACUGAUUUGACUGCAGCAAAACAAAUAUGGUUCCGAACAGUAAUCUUCUUUAAAGGUAUUUAGUCGGAUAGCUCACAUGUCCAGCAGAGCUAAUCACAGCUGAGGAAGCACAUUUGUUUAGGCAUCACAGAUUACAUUUUUUUCUCUACUGAUAGAGGUCUGCAAUGUAGUUUUUCUUAGGUAGGAGCCAAGAGCAAAGAUAACGGAUUGCAUUUUUAUACAUAGCAGCUGGAGGGUGACCCAUAAACCCGACCCUCUGGAGUCUGUAACAGACGGCACUGCCUCUCUGCUUCCCCUCCAGACAGAAGAUGGCAUGUGCCACAUGAGCUGCCAAAGACAUUUUUGUAGGGGGCAAGACAAGAGGAUCUUCAGGGAUGCUGAUCCUUCCAUCGCAGGCCUGGCAGAGCCGAGCAUUCAUACACGGAAGUUAAUAGGGGUACCCUACUGCGCCUGGGCAACCCAGAGCUGGGAGAACAGGUACAAAUGUAAGUGCAUCUGCCUCAGAUAAAGCCUGCUUACAUGGAAACAGCACAUUGAGUCAAAACUUUUUGCUUUACCGUGUUGUGGUUUGUUUUUUUUUUAAUUAACAACAUUAUUUUCUUUUUUAAAGUAUGGAUUCCCUCAUGUCAUGGUAACAGUUUUCUGCAACUGAACGAGCAAGGAUGAAGUCUUGGCUCUCCUCUAUUGAAAAGCAGAGCUGCUGCUUACUUCGGUACUCCAGCAUGUAUAUUGUUGGAGGAUUAUAAUAUUUCAUUGUACUUCUUCAGAAACAGUAAUUAUAAGGGAGCUUCCCCCCCCCCGGCCAAGUACCACAGAGAAUUUAUAGCUGUGGAAUAAAAACAAAAAGUUUCUUCCCUCUUUAAUCAAAAAGUAAUAAUAAUUACUUUUGUCGUAGUUGUUUUUAUUCGGUCAUCUGCUGCUGCCUACCACGUGGUUGUGCAUGUGCUGCUAUAGGCCUCACAUCAGUUAGUUAAUUAACUACAAUAGCUCAAACAAAAGCAGUCUUUGAGAAAUGCAUUUUGUAAGCCUUUUUUUACAUGGAUUUCUUAACCACAGUAUGCUUCCCCCAAGUGUGUCUGCUGACCUUGCCUUUAUUUAACAAGCUGAAGAGCAAUAGUGGAGAACAAAUAGCUCUUCUCCAUGUUUCAAAACACAGGCUACAAACACACAACUCUUGUACGCGUUGGGUCCUACGUACUUAAAUAUAAGCCUCAUGACUGUUUCCUUGUAAUACAAGCAUUUAGUAUGAAUAUUUUUAUUUUUUUUUAGUUUGGGAGUUACAAUUAUUUGAAAGAGCACAAAUUUGAUGUGUCUGGUAUUGGUAUUCAGGUUGUAUGUACAAACUGCACUAUACUGUACUUUUUGUAAACUAAUGUAAGUAGACGAGAAGAUUGUACAACGUGUAGAUCUGACAACUGUAAGAAAAAACCUUUUCAUAAACUGAGAAUAUAUUGAUGUUUCUUCCUUUUUUUUUUUUUUUUUUU